AAUGGAGAAGGAACAGAAGAAAAUUUAAAAAAAGCUUUUUAUUGGUAUUUAAAAGCAGCAGAAAAUGGUAAUAAAGAAGUAAUGUUUGAUUUAGCUAUAUGUUAUAAAAAUGGAGAAGGGACAGAAAAAAAUUUAAAUAAAGUCUUCUAUUGGUAUCAAAAAGCAGUAGAAAAUGGUGAUGAAAGAGCAAUAUUUGAUUUAGCUAUAUGUUAUAAAAAUGGAGAAGGAACAGAAGAAAAUUUAGAAAAAUCUUCUAUUGGUAUCAAAAAGCAGCAGAAAAUGGUGAUGAAAGAGCAAUGUUUGAUUUAGCUAUAUGUUAUAAAAAUGGAGAAGGAACAGAAGAAAAUUUAGAAAAAGCCUUUUAUUGGUAUCAAAAAGCAGCAGAAAGUGGUGAUGAAAAAGCAAUGUUUAAUUUAGCUGCUUGUUACAGACAUGAAGAAGGAACAGAAAAAAAUUUAGACGAAGCCUUUUAUUGGUAUCAAAAUGUAGCAGAGAGUAAUAAAGUAGGUUUUAAAAAUGAAGUUGAAAUAUGUAAGGAAUGCAAUCAACCAUAUAUUGAUUACAAAUGGUGCCAACAAUGUAAUAUUAAACGAUUUCAGCAAGAUUUUUCAAAAUGGACUAGUAAAAAUAACUUUAUUGAUAAAUUUAUUCAAGAAGCACAACUAAAUGCUAGAAAUAGUUAUGAAAUUUUGGAGUGGAUACCUUAUAAUAAAUUCUCAAAUAUUAAUUAUUAUGAUAAAGGAGGAUUCAGUGAAAUUUAUAAAGCUAUCUGGUCAAAUGGACCUAUUUAUAGUUGGAAUUUUGAUAAACAACAAUGGAAUAGACAAUUAGGUUAUGAGGUCAUUCUUAAAACACUUAAUAAUUCAUCAAGUUUAAAUAGCAAAUUUCUUGAUGAGUGGAAAUAUCAUUAUAGUUGUCAGAAAAAAUCAUUUUCAAAAUUUAUUCGAUUAUUUGGAAUUACUCAAGAUCCAAAUAAUUUAAAUUAUAUAAUGGUAAUGAGCUAUGCAGAAAAAGGAAGUUUGAGAAAAUACUUAUCUGAUAUAAUUAAAUUUAAGUGGCAAGAUAAGUUACAAUUAUUGAAAAAAAUAAUAUUAGGGCUUAAAGUAAUUCAUGAAUCAAAUUUAAUUCAUUGUGAUUUUAAUGAUACUAAUAUUUUAAUAUCAGAUAAUUAUAAAGAGUUAUUUAUUAGUGAUUUUGGAUUAUGUCAACCUAUAAAUGAUUUACAAGAUUCUGACAAUAGAAUUGGAGUUUUACCUUAUAUGGCACCUGAAAUAUUAAGAAAAAAGCACUAUACUCCAGCAAGUGAUAUUUAUAGUUUUUCAAUAAUAAUGUGGGAAUUUACAUCAGGCAUUCCUCCAUUUAAUUGUGUAGCACAUGAUCAUCACCUUAUUUUGAGUGUCUGUAAAGGGGAACGUCCUGAAAUUAUGAAAAAUACUCCAAAAUGUUAUAUAGAUUUGAUGAAAAAGUGCUGGGAUUCAGAUCCUUCCAAAAGACCAAAUAUAGUAAUUAUUGAAAAUACUAUUUCUGAAUGGAUUAGAUGUAUUAAUGAAUAUUGUAAAAUAAACAGGAAUAGAAAAUAUAUCUAUAGAGUACCUAAUAUUAAUAAUCAAUUAAAAAAUGAUAUGAAAGAAUUUGUAGAGGCAGACAAAGCUUUAUUACCAGAACAAGCGAAUAUUUCUAUUAUGCAAGCUCAUACACUAGCAUAUUUUACAAGUCGCAAUCUUACUGAAAUUUUAGAUCCAAAUACUGAUUGUCUUGAUUGUAUUGUUGCUAUAUAAAGUAAAUGAAAUAUAAUUAGAAAUGGUGUAACUAUUAACCUGUAUAAGUAAUUUUAAA
Messenger RNA from Rhizophagus irregularis DAOM 181602=DAOM 197198, 1836 nucleotides. Lineage: Eukaryota; Fungi; Glomeromycota; Glomeromycetes; Glomerales; Glomeraceae. The record is from RefSeq and is a predicted model, not a curated record.